AGUGGAGGACGAUGACUGUCUGAAGGAGGACGUAGAGGAGGAUGAAGACCUGGAGUUUGUCGACGCCGAGGAGCUCUGCAGUGGGGGCGUAAAGGCUGGCACCCUCCCCGGGCGCCUCCGCGGUCAGAGUAGCGGAGAGAUGACUGUUUUUAGAAGACAAACAGCAGACUUUUGCCAUGUACCAUACUUACCUCUUGGAAUACAAGGACAAGUGAAAACAUUGGCUUGUUCUAGAGAGCUUACAGCACAGCAGAGUGAGACUGAGUAACGGUUGUAAUUUUUGAUGAAAACACUCAAGAGCAAUGUGACGUGUUUGGACGUUUUCCAGUAACGGGUCCUUGGUGGCGAGUGAAGGUGCAAGUGAAACCGAUGGGAUCAAGGAGCUACCAAGUUCAAGGAUUUCCAUCUUACUUUUUGCAGUCUGAUAUGUCACCACCAAAUCAAAAACAAAUCUGUUCCCUGUUUCUUAAAGACUGUAAUUUCCCCAGUGAUUAUGUGAAUAAAUUUUUAGCAUGGGUAAAUGCUGUAUCAAGCUAUAAAAACCUCAACUUUGAAAAUCUUAGGGAAACAUUAAGAACUUUCCAAAAGGAAACUGGAAGGAAUGGUCAAAAACAGUCUACACAGAAUGAACAGGAAGAGUCUCUACCAGAAAAUGAGAUGUGCCUCCCUUUGGAAAACACAAUUCCAUUUGUAAGUGUAAUGACAGCUUUGCAGUUUCCAAAAGUAAUGGAAUUCCUUCCAGUUCUUCUGCCUCGACACUUUAAACGGCUCGUAAGCUCAGGUUCUAAGGGUGUGUUGGAAGACAUAGAAGACAUGUUAGGGACACAUCCGUGGAAACUUGGAUUUAGUAAAAUAACCUACACAGAACUGAAGCUUUUGCAAUGUGAGGCAAGUUGGAUAUCAUUUUGUCAGUGCCAGUCUCUUCUCCAGUUGAUGAGUGAUUUGGAGAAGAAUGCAUUAAUAAUAUAUUCGAAACUGAGGCACAUAUGUCGAGACCAAGGGCACACGUGCAUUGAAGAAGCUGACUUAACUUCUAAGUUGUCAGACCAUAUGUCCUUCCAAGAGGCUUGGCAGUCUCUGAAGUUUUUGAAGGACAUUGGUGUGGUGACAUACGAGAAGGGGUGUAUCUUUCUUUAUGACCUUUACCAGGCUGAGCGAGGCAUUGCCUCUUCAAUAUGUGACCUGAUGACGAGGCCUCCGUGGCAUUUACAGGUCGAUGUCAAGAGGGUGCUUGCAUUAAUUCACACCACAAAAGCUGAGAAUUCAAGAAGUGACGAGACACUGAAUGGAAGUCAAUGGGAUGAAACAGGUUCAGAAAAUUGUGUGGACGUUCUGGACCCACAGGACGGUGGUGACCAUGUUUGGAAUGAUGGUGAAAAUGAAGUGAACAUAGAAAUAAGUGACGCUCACCUGGAUUGGGGUCAGGUGGCUGCUCUGGAAAUGGUUUGCUCCAAUGCCGUGACGGUCAUCAGUGGGAAAGGCGGUUGUGGGAAGACCACCAUUGUUAGCCAUCUUUUUAAGCAUAUGGAGCAGCUGGAAGAAAAAGAAGUAAAAAAAGCCUGUGAAGAUUUUGAACAAGACCAGGAUGUCCCAGAAGAAUGGCUCACCUUUACCGAGCAAAGCAUCCUGAAGGCAGACAAGGCCAUAGAGGUGUUACUGACAGCACCAACCGGGAAAGCAGCAGGCUUAUUGCGAGAGAAAACUGGUUUUAAUGCUUACACACUGUGUCAGGUCAAUUAUAGCUUUUAUUUAUGGGAGAAAAAAAGCCCGGCCAAGAACCGUCCAUGGAAAUUUUCUUCAGUUAGAGUUCUGGUUGUGGAUGAAGGGAGUUUGGUAUCUGUCAGAAUCUUCAAAUCGGUUUUAAAGUUACUGUGUGAGCACUCCAAACUUUCUAAGCUUAUUAUCCUUGGUGAUAUUAGACAGUUGCCCAGCAUCGAACCUGGUAACUUACUGACAGAUCUUUUUGAGACUCUUAAGUCAAGAAAUUGUGCUAUUGAACUAAAGAAAAACCAUAGAGCAGAAUCUGAGCUAAUUGUGAACAAUGCCACAAGAAUCUCAAGGCGCCAAUUUCCAAUAUUUGAUGCAGAGCUGAAUAUCUCUGAUAAUCCAACACUCCCUGUCUCAAUACGAGAUAAAACAUUUAUUUUUAUCAGACUCCCAGAAGAGGAUGCGAGCUCUCAGUUAUCGAAAAAUGAUCCUCACUUUUAUUUAUAUUCUGCAGUUCAAACCUUACUCAAAGAAAAUGACCUACAAGAUGCACAAACAUCCCAAUUUAUUGCAUUUAGAAGGCAAGACUGUGACGUCAUCAACGCCUGCUGUUGCAAGCACUACACGGGCCACCUAAUCAAAGACCAUCGGAAUAGACUUCAGUUUGGAGUUGGUGAUAAAAUUUGUUGUACCAGGAACGUAUAUCUCUCGGAGUUACUCCCCGAAAAUAACUCUCCCAGUCAGGAAAGUAAUGAACGAGAGGCCAGUGGUGAAGACUUUAAUGGUACUCCUCAUGGUUUUGCUAAAAACAAGCAUGACUUUGAAAGUGAUAUUCGACUCUGCAAUGGAGAAAUAUUUUUUAUAACAAAGGAUGUCACCAAUGUAACUUUUGGAAAGAGAAGAUCUUUGACCAUUAAUAAUGCAGCUGGCUUGGAAGUAACUGUGGACUUUGAUAAACUUAUGAAGUAUUGUCACAUAAAACAUGCAUGGGCAAGAACUAUUCACACUUUCCAGGGCUCCGAGGAGAAGACGGUCGUGUACGUGGUCGGGAGGGCGGGCCGCCAGCACUGGCAGCACGUGUACACCGCCGUGACCAGGGGCCGCUGCAGGGUGUAUGUCAUCGCGGAGGAGUCGCACCUCCGGAGUGCGAUUAUGAGAAACGGGGUUCUCAGAAAAACUCGCUUGAAACAUUUUUUGCAAAACGAGCUCUCUGUGAGCUGUGAGUCUCCGGCAGAUUUUGCCUCCCUGUCGAGGAGCUCUGGAGAGAGCAGAGGCCCGAGCACACAGCCCUCAGCAUCCCCGCUCCCUCCAGUCACAACCACCAGGGUGACAGACAGUGUCCCCGGAAGCGGGGCUUCUGCGGCUGAUGACUGGACGUUCGCCUUCCCUGGAGAAUGGAAAUUAUCUUCAUCCGAUGAAGUGGAUCCGGAGGAAGAUCCAUCAGAGCUUCGUGGGUCCAAAAGAACCUGUGGCCUGAGUGAUGCCGAAAGUCCAAGCAAAAUCCGGAUGGUAGGAGUGAUGUUCUCGUGCGCUCCAGUGCUAAGUGUCACUCACUUCAGUGUGCUUACGCAUGGCUGUGUGUUUUCAGUAGUGUUACAUUGUGCCGUAGCACUUAAAACCAAGUGUUUUCCCACCUCUGUCGCUGUCCUCUCUUCUGUGCCUGGUCGAUCCUAGCACUGUCUGUCACUUGGCUUGAGGCCUGCACUCUAGGCAAUGCCAGUCUGUUGAUGCGAGGGGGCUUGCGGGGAGAAACUGGUCGUCCUGCACCUUCUUUCUACAAAUCUUCCUUAUCCCCCUCCCCUCCCUUUGGUGGGCCACAGCCUCAAUUUAAUUCCCACUUUCCACUGGAGUGGCUGGUGAAUUAUCCAUGAUCUCCCAACGAAGUUCCAAUAGAAGCUUUAGGAUUGCUUUAUGUGCUGGCGAGUAGACUUGUUCCAGUGUCCUCGGGCUUUCAAGGCUGUGACAGAGAGAAGGGGCCAUGGUGGGAGCCCAGAGGAGAACAUGCUAAUGGAACCUGCCAAUGCCAAGCGGAGUUCUAAAGGGAGAAGACGUAUGGCCUCUGACCCCCAUGGCAUGGAGACAGUGAAACAGUUUCUAAGAGGGGCCGGGCAAGCACAGCGUGUGACAUCUUGGCGUAUUAGGCCGUCGUAGAAAUGGGGUAUUGUGGCUGGAACACAGCGUGCAAAUGGAGGUUGAGCUGAGGACCCUGGAAGAGUCGGGAAGACACAAAGCCUCUUCCAAAGAGAUUAGAUAUUUCCCUGAAUGUGAUGGAGAACGCUAGAUGCCUUUUAAGGGCUCUGUGAAUUGGAAUUUAUGACGGUCACUUUGGAGUUCAGCAGAUUAUGUUUUGGGAGGCCAUAGCAGAUGAGCUCCUUACAAAAAGAUGAUUUCAGUAGUUUGAGCAGAAAGAUUAGGUAUCUGAAGUCAGGUAGCGAUGGGGUUGGAGAAGAGAUGCUUGGAGGUAGGGGUGCAUGGGAUUUAAUGGUCAGUUAUGUGUAGGGGGGUUGGGCCUGAGCUGAGUCUCAGGCUUCCAGCUUGGGCAUCCAUGGGGAUCCAGGUACCAUGAAUCAGGAUUGGGAAAAGAGGCUGAGGGACAGGUUUUAUAAGGAAAGUGAUAAAAAUAGGCGUAGUGUAAGAAAAGUUUCUUUUUUUUUUCCUUCUUGGAAGUAAUAGGAUCCCUGCUGAUUCGGGGUGUCGUUCUGUGCUCCACAUCACAGCUCUUCGAUGUGCAAUUUCCAUCUCAGCAAAAUAUCUUUUUCUGAAAUUGAAUGUGUUACCUCUUACAAAGACCCAGGGAUAAUAAGGCAUUUGGCCUGGAACAGAAAAUUCCAAAGAAAGUCAUUUCCUAAAAGUUUCUUGCCUUUUAUUUCUUCGCAUCAGCAUGGAACGGGCAAAUUCUGGUUUCUGUGGUGGCACAAAGAAACAGUGACACUCUGAGCUUGCCAAAGCUUUGAAGCUCUGCAGAAGGUCCAGCACUGGCUGAUGUCACUGUCCAACGGCUCCAGUGUGGGCAAAGUUCUCUAAGUGAAGAGGAUAAGUUUUCUCACAAGGCUUGCCAGAAGCAUGUGACAGCUACAGAAAUCCCUAGAAAUGAGGAAACUAAGAAUUCAAAGCCUCAGGCCUGAUAAAUUAGGGACUUCUGUAUCUAGACUUUCUAGUGCAUUGAGAUGUGUGGUUUCUAAAAGCUCAGUUUCAAUGACCAGGGCUGUCCCCCUACCUUUCCUUCAUACCCACAUGGCUACCUCAGAGCCAAAUCAGCAUUUAAAUUCUGCAGGUACUAAUGACAGAGCCCCUCCUCGAUGAAAGCUUUUGCUUUUCUGUGGGUUAAUAGCUUUGGGUUUUGAAAAAAAAAAGCUUUGAAAGAGAAUAUUGUCCUGAUCCAUUGUUUUUUGGGUUAUUUUUGGCCUCAUGUCCCACCACCAAAAAGGGAAAAACAAAAAUGUCCCUUUAAAUAAAAGCAUAUGUAUAAAUAUUCUAAAAUUUAUCAUAUAAAGCAGUGAUUUCCAGAAUAUUUUGAAAGAAAAUGACAUUUUGUCAUUAAAAAAAUCUAGGAAGGAUGUAAUCAUAAAAUCCCCCCCCAAAAAUAGUUCUUGUAUUAGGGUUCUCCAGUGAAACAGAACCAAUGGGCUCUGUCUAUAUCCCUAUCUAUUUACCCACCUACCUACCUACCUACCUAUCAUCUGUCAUCUAUGUGUUUAGAUUUAUUUAAGGAAUUGGCUCAUAAUUGUGGAGGCUGCCAAGUCCAAAAUCCUGGAGGCCAGGCCAGCAGACUGGAGACCCAAAGAGUUGAUAUUACAGUUUGGGUCCAAAGGCAGGCAGAAUUCUCUUUCUGGGAGGCGGUCACAGUCUCUUUUCUGUUAAGCCCUUCAGUUGAUCCAACGAGGCCCACCCGCAUUAUGGACGGUAACCUGCUUUAUUCAUCAUCUACUGAUUUAAAUGUUUCUCUCUUCUCAAAAUAUGUUCACAGAAACAUCUGGAAUAAUAUUUGACCAAAUAUCUGGGUACCAUGGCUUAGCUAAGUUGACACAUAAAAUUAACCAUUACAGUGCUCUAAAUUGAACAGAUUUACAUUGUGAAAGAUUGACUUAUGCUUAUUUUUCUCAUUUCCCUAUGGUGGCGAAACUUUCUUGUGACCGUACUGGUCCCUUGCCUUGUGCUUGGGGAUCGCUAAUAGUACCAAGGACGCUGGUAUUGUGGUGUCGUGUCUGAGGCUGGCGUCACGGAUGUGCACGCUGUGCAGUCAAUCAUACGGGGCUUUGUGCCGAGAACCACUCCAUACUUGUUUUAAUGUUUUGCAUUUGGCAUCUUGAAGUUCUUACCUUUGAACAAAGGGCCCACAUUUUAAUCUUGAACUGGGCUGCCAAAUUAUGUAGUGUCCACACUGUUAGAAAUUAUAUAUAUGUACUCAUUCAGCAAGAAGUCACUUCUUCCUGCCCGUCCCAGAGCUGGGUGCUGGGGCUACCACAGGGAGCAAAAGUAGACAGGAUCCCACAAGGAGCUGGCGCCUGAUUGCUUGGGUCUGCUCAAAUCUUCCAAGGUGGGGGUUGGGGAAUGUAUUAUGUCUUCCAUAGAAGCAGUCAGAGGGAAGGGAGGUACAUAGGGUAAACUGUAUUUUCACAAAACUAACUUUAUUUUUAUUGCUGUCCUUACAGGUGGAGGAAUCAUCUCCACAAGUGUCUUCCAGAUUUCAGAAUUUGAGACUAAGUCGCUUAACCCCCAGGCAACUUUUCAUAUCCACAAAAAAUCAAGAAACUUAAUUUUAUUUCAGAUUGCUCAAAAGUAAUUAUCUCUCUCUUUUUUUUUUCCUACUCAACACAAAAUGAACAUCAUAGCUUCAAAAUAUCAAGAGAUAAAACAGGAUGUAACUGGAGUUUUAAUUUAAACUGUCCGUGUUAGUAGAUAUUUUAAAUUCAUUUGAUCAGAGAAAACCAUAAUGAUUUCAACAUCUGUUAUCAUGAGAACUGGUAGCACUGGACAUAAAUGCAGGCAAAAUUUGUUAUGUAGUUUUUGGGUUUUUUAAACUCUGUACUUUAGAAAGUGUUCUAUUUUUACAAUAAUGCCUUUAUUGACUGCCAUGAUCAUUGUGGGUGAUCUCUGCCAAUGAUUUGAAGCCAUGGUCAAGAGAAACUGGAAUUACACCUCCGGUGUUAUUGACACACAUUUCAGGACGUUGGGUCUUCUGCCCGUUGAACAGCGUUGCUGCUCGCUCCAUCACUGCUGGCCAGACCCACUUCACCCGGGACUGUUUUCCUGGACGUGACCUUCUGAGUUGGGAGUACUUUUUUUUCCCCUUAAUUGGAGAUAUAAUUGACAUAUAGCACGGUGUACACCGUGUUGAUUUGAUACAUUUACAUAGUCCUAGGAUUACUACUGUUGCAUUAGCUCACACCUCCAUCAUGUCCCAUAAUCAUCAUUUCUUUUAGGAACACGUUGUUUUGAAGAUACUCCACUUGGGAAAAUUAUUUUCUCUCAGAGUGAUUUUUAUUUUUUUUAUGGUUUUAUUUAUUGUUAAACAGUAAAAGAAAAGGUUAAGAAAAAAAUUUACCUGUUAUUCCAAUAUUUGAAAAAAUAGCCUCAGUGAGAUAUACAUACAAUUCACCCAUUUAAAGUGUACAACUCAGUGGCUUUUAGUAGAUUCACAGAGUUGUGCUGGUCCCACCAUAAUGGGUUUUUGAACAUUGUUAUCACUACCACCACCACCCCCCAGGAAACCCUGUAUCUCUUGGUUCUGAUCCCCACAUCCCCUCCAGCCCGAGGCAACUACUAAUUUAUUUUGUCCCUUUUGAUUUGUCUGUUCCAGACAUUUCAUAAAAAUGGAAUCAUACAAUACGUGGUCCUUCGUGACCGACUUCUUUAAUCUAGCAGAAUGAUUUCAGACUUUCCGUUGUGGCACGUAGAGGUGCUUCACCUCUCUCUUUUUAAAGAUUAAAAAAUGUUAUGUACAAA
Messenger RNA from Ailuropoda melanoleuca (giant panda), 7653 nucleotides. RefSeq names its product DNA helicase B (gene HELB). The coding region runs from base 370 to 3381 and encodes 1003 amino acids. Gene Ontology annotation, biological process: negative regulation of double-strand break repair via homologous recombination. Gene Ontology annotation, molecular function: single-stranded DNA helicase activity; protein binding. Lineage: Eukaryota; Metazoa; Chordata; Mammalia; Carnivora; Ursidae. The record is from RefSeq and is a predicted model, not a curated record. The transcript is spliced from 13 exons.